Messenger RNA from Lacerta agilis (Sand lizard), 3437 nucleotides. RefSeq names its product cell division cycle 40 (gene CDC40). The record is from RefSeq and is a predicted model, not a curated record. The transcript is spliced from 15 exons. The coding region runs from base 21 to 1766 and encodes 581 amino acids. Lineage: Eukaryota; Metazoa; Chordata; Lepidosauria; Squamata; Lacertidae. Gene Ontology annotation, molecular function: protein binding; mRNA binding. Gene Ontology annotation, cellular component: catalytic step 2 spliceosome. Gene Ontology annotation, biological process: mRNA splicing, via spliceosome.
UCCACUUCCGUUCUGCUAAGAUGUCGGCCGCCAUAGCAGCGCUCGCUUCGUACGGCGUCUCGGACUCCGAUUCCGACUCGGAGGCGGAGGGCAGGCCCAGCCACUCGGCGGCUCCCGUCGCCGGCGAGGAUGCAGUGCUGCACCUCGCCUCGUCUGCCCCGGCCCAGCAAGCGCUGCUGCCCGUCGUGGACUCGGCCCCGGCGGUGGCUGUCAAGGAAGAUGUGGAAACAGGGGUUCACCUUGAUCCAACUACAAAGGAAGUUCAGUUCAACCCAACCUAUGACACCAUGUUUGCACCCGAGUUUGGGCCGGUGAAUCCAUUUAGGACUCAGCAGAUGGCUGCACCUAGGAAUAUGCUUUCUGGAUAUACAGAACCAGCACACAUUAAUGAUUUCAUGUUUGAACAACAGAGAAGAACAUUUGCAACCUAUGGAUAUGCUUUGGAUCCCUCAAUAGAUAAUUAUGAAGUUCCUACUAAAUAUAUUGGUUCUGUUGAAGAAGCUGAAAAGAAUCAAGGUCUGACUGUGUUUGAAACAGGACAAAAGAAAACUGAGAAACGGAAGAAAUUCAAAGAGAAUGAUGCAUCUAACAUUGAUGGCUUCUUGGGACCGUGGGCAAAAUACAUUGAUGAAAAGGAUGUUGCAAAACCUUCAGAAGAAGAACAGAGGGAACUGGAUGAAAUAACAGCAAAGAGACAAAAGAAAGGCAAACAUGAAGAUGAUAAGCCUGGAGAAGAGAAGACUAUUUUGCAUGUCAAAGAUAUGUAUGACUAUCAAGGGAGAUCCUAUCUUCAUGUUCCUCAGGAUGUUGGGGUUAACCUACGUUCAACAGUACCCCCUGAGAAAUGCUACCUUCCUAAGAAACAGAUCCAUGUCUGGUCUGGUCAUACAAAGGGAGUCAGCGCUGUCAGACUGUUUCCUCUUUCUGGCCACUUGCUGUUGUCUUCUUCCAUGGACUGUAAAAUUAAGCUCUGGGAAGUAUAUGGUGAACGAAGAUGCUUACGAACUUUCAUUGGGCACAGUAAAGCUGUUAGAGAUAUAUGCUUUAACAAUGCUGGGACUCAGUUUCUCAGUGCUGCAUAUGAUCGGUAUCUUAAACUCUGGGACACGGAGACAGGACAGUGUAUUUCAAGAUUCACAAACAGGAAAGUUCCCUACUGUGUCAAAUUCAAUCCAGAUGAAGAUAAGCAAAAUCUUUUUGUAGCAGGAAUGUCAGAUAAGAAAAUUGUACAGUGGGAUAUUCGAAGUGGAGAAAUUGUUCAGGAGUAUGAUAGGCAUUUAGGUGCUGUUAACACCAUUGUUUUCGUGGAUGAAAAUAGAAGAUUUGUGAGUACAUCUGAUGACAAGAGUUUAAGAGUCUGGGAAUGGGACAUACCAGUAGAUUUCAAAUACAUAGCAGAACCAAGUAUGCACUCAAUGCCAGCAGUGACUUUGUCUCCAAAUGGGAAGUGGCUGGCUUGUCAAUCGAUGGACAACCAGAUUUUGAUUUUUGGAGCUCAAAACAGAUUCAGGCUAAAUAAAAAGAAAAUAUUCAAGGGCCAUAUGGUGGCUGGGUAUGCUUGCCAAGUAGAUUUUUCACCUGACAUGAGCUAUGUGAUAUCAGGUGAUGCAGAUGGAAAACUGAACAUCUGGGACUGGAAGACAACAAAACUAUACAGCCGAUUAAAAGCCCAUGACAAAGUCUGUAUAGGUGCAGUUUGGCACCCACAUGAGACAUCCAAGGUAAUCACGUGUGGAUGGGAUGGUCUUAUUAAGCUGUGGGACUGAAGGCCAUACAGGAGAACUCUAAACUUCUCAUCACUUGGUGAACACCAGUUCUGCAACAAAGAUGACCUGACAUUAGAAUAUAAAGAUGGGUUGCCUCAGGUAUUUCAGUAUUACAGUGCACAUAUACCAUAUGGGGAAUUCAGAAGACUUCAUCUGAAAUGUUUCCAAUCUCAAAACUAUUAUAAGCUGAAAGUGACCAAAUGAAGUGGUCUAAAUGGAAUAUCCUAUUUUAAAAUUAAAUUAAACUGAGGAGAUUUGAGUCUAGCUUUGUGUUCAUGAAGCUGAAGUAUACUUCAUAAGCUUCACUCUAUCCUCAAAAGUGCACAAUUUGGGAGAAAAAUGUUUUCAUUUCAGCAUUGCAAGAUGAUGCAUCUGUUUAUAAAUACUGUUUGGCAGUACUCUCAAAUUUCCAAAUACAUUGGAUAUUUCUGAGUGUGCGUGUGUGUACAGUAUAAUAGAAGUUGUUGGAAUUGUUUUUGUAUUUUAACAGCAGGUGUGGGUCAUGUUGAAAUACACAAAGAUUUUAUAUGUGCAACACGGUUGUUGUUUCUUUGUGAGGGCAGUCCCCUCAAACCCAACAGCCCUGCUUGAAAAUAUGAAGGAAAGCCUAGUGCAGAGACCCAGAUAGGCAGAGGAUGUCUAUCUGUUGCUAUGUUUAUUCUAGCUCCAAGAUGGGUUCCAUCAAGUCCUGAAUGUUUCUCUUCACCAUUAUCCAUUUUGUGCAGCAGGUGGAUAUAGCUAAUAGGUUAGAUCAGCGAAAUGCUUACGAAAGGUGAUGAGCAUGAGGUCCAUUUAAUAGCUCCUCCCACUACCAAAAGGCCUUUCCUGGGUGUUGGGGCAUGCUGCUGAGUGUGGUGGGCUGUAGCACAUGGGGGCUAAAGCAGAAGUCACCAAAAUUUGCCGGAGCCCAAUAUUCAGCAAUCCACACCCUUCCUGUCAGCCCCCCACACCACAACCCAUUCCAUUCACUGAGGGACAGGCUGUUUGUGGUGAGAUGGGAUAGAAAUACACUUUAUGCUCCCUCACCUCCAGGUAUUUUUCUCAGUCCCAUUAUAUUUGCAGAUGCAUGGAUUUGGAUACAUGCUAAGAAACUCUACAUUUUUAUCAUGACUCCUUUUUAUAAUUAUUAUUGACAAGUCAGGUUUCUAUUCUUACUCAAAUAUUUUCUUUUUAUAAUAAAACAAAUCCAAAGAAUAUUAUGUAUAUAUGUAUAUAAGACAGUUAACGAGUAAUUCAUCAAAUGCUGCUUUAGCAUAAGCCCCAUUCAGUCAGUGGAGCUUGUGCAAUUAGUGAAUUACUGCCUUUAUGGAAAUGCUUCCAAGAAGGUAUAAUUGAAAGCACAUUGCAGCUUCAUUGCCAUUUGACCACCUAAGUCUUGUAAAUGGGCACUUUAAUAUCUAUUUUUAUUUCAUGGAAUUGUGUGUUUUGUGCUAAACUACUGUACAUAUGUCUCAAUCCUCCUUUUUACAGAUCUUAUUUUUAAUAAAUGUUUUAUAUUAAAAGAUGGAUACCAGCUUAGUGUAACAUCUCUAGCAUUGUCUGCAGGUGGCUGCUGCUGCUUCAUUUUUACUCUUUGUUUGGUAUUGAAGUUGUAACUGCCUAGUUCUCUGCAGUGCCAGAGUGUAAAUGUAUCUUUCAUUGAGUUUAUUAUAUUAAAAUAUUGUGGGAGAA